UUGCUUAACCCGUACCGUACCGUCCGUAUCGUAUCUACCGGUUCUCUGUUUCCUCGCGCGGUCAAUCACAUGAGAAUCCCUUCAAAGCGCCAUCAUCGGAAUAUGGCAUUCUUGCCGAGGAAAUUGGUUUAGUGUUUCGGUUCUUUCUUUUCUUAUGUGAUGUCGUCGGUUGGUUUUUACGCCCGGUAACGCAAUACGCAAACGCCUCAGUUUCAAAUUUAUAGCUCAAAUUUGUUUACUUUAUGGUGACAGAUAAAGGAAACUAAUCCGACGCAAGCUCAUUCAUUUGUGAUAACAAAUAUACUAAUGUGCACUGGAAUUCUUCCUUCGCCGUACUACUACCCACCUAAUCACAACGAAGUAGAGAGGCAAGCUUCAGCCUAACUGACUCUUCAAAGAAAGCAAAAAAAAAAAUCCCGGAGAGCCAAGAGCGAGCUGUAAACAGCAACCAGCCAGCAGCAGCAACGUUUCGGGAGCGAUUGGUUUGUUGGAAGCGAAAAUUUGAAGCAUCAUUCACCCAAAACCUAGUCAGUUGCCGGCGCGAAGCGAACGUUUUAGGAUCAUAUUCGGCUUAAGUCACCAACAUCACCUUUCGGAGCAAGGAAAAUCAUCUGCUACAACGGAAUGAUGGGACUGUUACUCAAAUCGUUGCUUCUAUUCGCACUAUCCCUACUAGUAUUCGUCGCCGCCAACACUGGCAAUGAGCUACCCACCGACCUUAAAGAUCUCAAGGAGCUGGACAUCGAAAAGCUGAAGGAACACCUGCCGGAGGGCUUCAUUCCGGCGGAAUUCGCCAACAUGACCCUGCCCAGCAUGGAGGACAUUCAGCGCAUCGUCAAGGACAAAUGCUCCAAGGUUGCGGGAAGCGAUGCCGCCUUCGAGCAGGCCGAACAAGCCAGCCAGCGGUUCGGCGACUGUAUGAAGGAUCUGGUCGACUUCAGCGACAUCCAGAACGAAAUUCAGAAGGCGAAGCCGACUGGGGAUUUGGAUACAGUAUUCAACAAAUACUGCCGAAGGCGGUCGGCAGCCAUCGAAUGCAUCAACACUUACUCGAACGAUAUCGAUGUGUGUCUGGAUGAUGAUGAGAAGGACAGCAAACGAAUUAUGGUCAAUAUCGUGCAUGGGCUGCUGAACUUCGUUUGCCACAAGGAUGGAGAUCAAAUUGCACUUUUCAUCGCCGAGGAAGGACCAGAGUGCUUCCAGGAACAGAAACAACCGUUGAUCGAUUGUUUCAACACAACCCUGCGAGGAUAUUUGGAUGAAACCGGCGGAGAUCAACCACCCCAAGGCAUCCCCAAACUGGUCAUGGGCAAACGACAGUGCGACGAUAUGGAUAACCUGAAAAACUGCUUUGUUCGAGUGCUGGAAGACUGCCGGGAAUCUACACCGGCAAACUUGGUGGAAUCCUUGUUCAAAUUUGUCCGAAAAGAGACACCGUGUGCCAACUUUACUACGCCAACGACAAGCAGAAAAAACUCCGGUGACACCGGUAGAGCUUCCAUCAACAUAAUUCUAACGACGUGGAUGUUUGCGUUGGUAGCAAAGUUCCUGAUACAGUGAUAAUAUUUUAGGUUUAAAAAAAUAGAUUUUUAACCACAUUUUAACGAGAUUCCGAUGUGGCAUCAAAAUUUAUCAGUUUUGGAAAUUUAUUAACAAAAAAAAAAUAAGUAGGUAGAACAGUUUUGGGCUGCUUUCAAUCGAUAUUCAUUCGGGAGGGUAAUUGUGAUCGAAUAGUUUUUGAAUUGUACAAAAUUUCUUCCAAUAAACACACGAAAGUAUUUUAACUUUUUAUCUGUU
Uranotaenia lowii is the source of this 1797-nucleotide messenger RNA. RefSeq names its product 27 kDa glycoprotein-like. NCBI's taxonomy places the organism in Eukaryota, Metazoa, Arthropoda, Insecta, Diptera, Culicidae. The transcript is spliced from 7 exons. Bases 625 to 1560 code for a protein of 311 amino acids. The record is from RefSeq and is a predicted model, not a curated record.